AUGCGUAGCGCGAAGAUGUCGCGUGUCGCGUUCGCGACUGGAGGCAGCUUCGAGAUCGUUCACAUCCGUUUUCUGUCGCCUCACUUCGACUUCGUGGGAGCCUUGCUCUGUUGUAUCUGGUUCAACCUUCGACGGCCAAUCGUCUUCGUGUCUGCGAGAAGACGUCUGCGUCGAGAUGCAAAGAGCCGUUCCUGUCUAGAGCCCUCUCUUGACAUGGGAGGGUCUAAACGCGCAACGCUCGCUUCACAGCUGGCGUCGACUUCUGUGGAGCCUCGGCCGUGUGUAGUUUCCAACGAAGAAUCACGAAGUUUGCAGUUUCGCGCGACUGGCUUCGGCCGAGUGAACGUACGAGAACCUCGCCUGUUCUCAGGCCUUCUGAGUCCGUUUUCUGCCCGACGUCUCCGUACCAAAAAGGUAGAAUCGUCUCGCUUCGUCAGUGAGAAAGUUCCUCGCGGAUGUGGAAAUACACCUGCGUCGCGCCGUGAAAAAGACCGGAGCCGCCAUAGAGUGUUCUUCGUCCUCGCCGUCACCCUUUCCAUUUGA
Messenger RNA from Toxoplasma gondii ME49, 543 nucleotides. RefSeq lists its product as hypothetical. The record is from RefSeq and is a predicted model, not a curated record. The transcript is spliced from 3 exons. The coding region runs from base 1 to 543 and encodes 180 amino acids. NCBI's taxonomy places the organism in Eukaryota, Apicomplexa, Conoidasida, Eucoccidiorida, Sarcocystidae.